AUGGUCAAAGAUGAAAGGUUUCAGCUGCGGGUGGCGCUCUACAUCGCUGCCUUUCAAGGCCACUUGGACUUGGCUGACUGGCUGCUGGAGAGAGACGUGUAUGCUGGGGACCCUGUAGGCAUCCAUCCGUACCGCCAGUGGUGCCACCAAACUGCCCACCCGGAUGUUGCAAAGUGCCCCGUGCAGGUAGCUGCCGAACGCGGUCAGCUCCUCAUCCCCAAACUCUUCAUCGCCAAUGAUAGCUCGACGUUGGACUGUCGAGAUCCGGUAGUUCGUGACCCUUUGAAGGUGGCCAUCAGGCACAGGCACGGGGAGUGCGUGCGCUAUUUGGCCACCAAGCUGUGCUCAGUGGUGUCGCUGCCUUUCAUAUUUCUAUCCAUGCCGACUUUCCCGCGGAUAAAAUACUGGGUGAGUCUAGGGCGAAACAGGGUGCCAUCUGGGCACCGUCGGGGAUCCAGGACACGGUUGAAAGCCAGAGUUGGGAACGCGGUGCUGGUAGACGGCAUCACCCAGCCAAAGAUGCCCUCCAAACCCAGGAAGUGGAGCAACAGGGACAGCAGGGUCUUCAGAACCAAAGCCCUUCAGCAUUUACCCUCUCUCUGCAACUCACCUCAGGCUCUCCAUUUGCCCUCCAACUGGGCGACUCAGCAGGUAUCGCUGCCGCCGGUCCGCCUGGGUUCUGCUGAGACUGGCAAUUCCAAGGGGAUAUGGAGGAAACGCCUGGAGUUUGACACCCCUGCUCUAUGGCAUGCGAUCAAAUUCAACCACAGCAGUCAAUGGAGGAGCCUCAUUCCACUCCCGCCAAUCACCCGAGACGCCAAUGAGAGGCUACCGUUAGUCGACAUCUCUCCAAACUCCUCCCACAUUCUGACUCCAGCUGUGGGGUCUUUCUCCCAUCGCUGUGGCUGCACCCCCAGAGAAAAUGCCGUAUACUGCCUGGCUGUUGCCAGUACCUUCACGGAGAAAAGCUGGACACAGCAGCUGUCCAUAGACGCACUCUGGUCAGGAAGACUAUCCAGAACCGGACCUGACACCACAGACCCGGAGGCAGACCGAACUACUGGUCCCUGCGACAGACAUUAUCCAUCAUGA
This is a messenger RNA of Lampris incognitus (smalleye Pacific opah), 1092 nucleotides long. Its product is annotated as protein ANKUB1-like. The transcript is spliced from 4 exons. The record is from RefSeq and is a predicted model, not a curated record. NCBI's taxonomy places the organism in Eukaryota, Metazoa, Chordata, Actinopteri, Lampriformes, Lampridae. Bases 1 to 1092 code for a protein of 363 amino acids.